Molecule: messenger RNA, 571 nt
Organism: Aspergillus glaucus CBS 516.65
Lineage: Eukaryota; Fungi; Ascomycota; Eurotiomycetes; Eurotiales; Aspergillaceae
Exons: 2
Coding region: 1-480 (159 amino acids)
Source: RefSeq, a predicted model, not a curated record
AUGACUACGGUCUUCCUGUUUUGCACCGCCGACGUGCCAGCCAGGAAGGUCGAUGAAUGGGGCACCCAACCCCCAGUUGAAGACUUUACCACUGGCUUCGAAGACGCCAGUGACACUGAUCUCCGCCUCUACACUCGCAAUCGGAUCGAGGAGCUCAAAAACACAGGCGACGAGGGCCAACUUUCUCCCGGGUGGGUGGCCAUACUCGACGAGCGCUCUGCUCGGGACUCGACUGUGAUUUUGCAACUAUGCGAGGAGAAAUCGCUCUGGGCUACGGAGCUUGAAGAUACAGAGGUGGAGUAUCAUGUCCCGGGGGAAGCGGAUGUUUAUCAGGAUGAGAUCUGGUGGAAAUGGCGGGUGAGAUUCACGGAUGCGGUUCAGUUGUUUGUUAGCCUUGAUGACGGGGAUUUCCGUGCCAUGCAGUGGUAUACGCGGCCGGAGGGGUAUGGUCCUGAUGGGGUUUAUGCUAUGGCUGUGUAGUUGAUCCAUCUUUAUGCAUUCAUUAUUUAGUUAUUCGGUUAGUUACUAGUACAGCGGACGAUAGGGGUCCUAUGGCCAAAGGUCGUGUUCU